Messenger RNA from Patiria miniata (bat star), 3016 nucleotides. RefSeq names its product alpha-glucosidase-like. The coding region runs from base 95 to 2137 and encodes 680 amino acids. Gene Ontology annotation, biological process: carbohydrate metabolic process; amino acid transport. The record is from RefSeq and is a predicted model, not a curated record. The transcript has 10 exons. Lineage: Eukaryota; Metazoa; Echinodermata; Asteroidea; Valvatida; Asterinidae.
GUCUUUUGUCAUGAGUUUAUUUGUGCACGGCCAUGGCACAAACCAAUUCAACUCACUACAAACACACAGGUGAAAUGUGAAUAUAGCAGUAAAGAUGGAGGGAACGGCCAAUCCUUCGUACAGUCCGGAACCGGACCGGUACAGCGCUGCGCUAUCAGCGUCGCCCACUUCUCCGCGGCCCCGUCAGCGGAUCCCUCGGAGCUUGAGUAACCGUACCGGCGACGCUCCAGACGGUAUCAUCUACCGGUCGUCAUGGGUAGGAAUGAACGAGGACGCCGUGAAGGUGCGGUCCGGCCACGUCUUCUGGCGGGUGUUUCGCCUGACAUCGAUGGGCGUGAUAGUGGCGUGGUGGUUGGCGAUGUUUAUAGCGGGUAUCGUGGUGUUGGCCCGUGGAGACGCCGGCCAGGGCAGUCUGUGCUUGACGCAAGAGCGAUGGUUCGACACUGCCAUCGGUUAUCAGAUCGUUCCUGCUUCGUUUCAGGACAGCGACGGAGACGGUUAUGGCGACAUAAAAGGUAUCAUUUCUCGGUUGGACUAUCUGGAAUAUUUGGGUGUAGAUGCCAUCUGGUUGGGGUCGAUUUUUCAGUCAGCCCAUGCGGAUCUCUGGAGGGACGUGACCGACCUCACUGCAGUCGAUGAAGUUUUCGGAACAAUACAGGAUUUCGAGAACCUUGUAAAAGCCGUGCAUGACAAAGGCAUGAAGCUGAUUUUAGAGUUUAUCCCGAAUCAUUCCAGCGACCAGCACCCUUGGUUUCAGGAAAGCCGACAGGGUACCGACAAUGAGUUCCGCGACUACUACAUCUGGGCUGAUGGCACUAACGGUGGACCGCCACCAUCCACGGGAAGCAAUGAUAAUGACGGUCAGUGGUCAUGGGAGUAUGACUCGACCAGGCGUCAGUGGUAUCUGUAUUCCUUCAUGACAGAAGAACCAGAUUUGAAUUACCGAAAUCCCGCCGUCAUCGGAGUUAUACAGGAUGCCUUGAGGUUUUGGCUAGAGAAGGGAGUGGAUGGGUUUUACAUGCGCCACGUAGAUCGCCUGAUGGAACCGCGGAUGGUGACCGAUAGCCCCGCUGAUACUGAGCAGGGAGACGGUGCUACAUCCACGGUGGAAAGUAUAAACUCGGAAUCAAGACAGGAGACGCUAGAUGUGAUCGCUGGGUGGCGCCAUCUACUCGAUGAAUACGAAGCGUCAAAUGAUACACACGACAACUCAAAAUUACUCGCGAUAGACACGGGCAAAGAUCUUGCCCUAGCAACUCUGGUCUACAGUAACAAAUCGGGAGACCUUGGGCAUGCAGCAGCCAGCCUGCCCAUCAACUCCAUGCUCCUGGACAUGGCUUCGCCUCUGAAUGGACAUGAGAUACGGAAAGCAAUCGAGAGCUGGAUGACCGCCGGGCCUGUCGGGAGUUCCAGACUGUGGACAGUCGGCUCGGCGGAUGAGAGUCGUUCCGCGUCCCGCUACGGCGAACCUUUCAGCCGCGCCAUGCUCUUCCUGGUGCUGAUGCUCCCGGGCUCCCCGCUGAUAUAUUACGGCGACGAAAUGGGCAUGACGGACGCGCAGAAGAUGAAUGGGUCUGCCGCUGGAAUGAUAAGGCAUGACGGAGAGCUAACCCGCUCCCCAAUGCAGUGGUCCCCUGACGUCUACGCUGGUUUCACUGAUGCAUCGGCGGCAGAACCCUGGACACCUGUCGGUUUAAAUGCUACCAAAACCAAUGUCGAGCUGCAGAGACGAGACAAUAACUCUACCCUCGCCUUCAUCGAGCGAACAAUCCAAUUCCGAAUAAACAAGUCGGAAUUUUUCGGGAUCGAUCACCCAGAGUCGUUUCGACUUCAGACAACUUUCAACGAAGUCUUGGCAGUCACGAAGGAGUUACCGCCGGAGAGUGAUUUCGAGGCCAGCACUCAGGCGCUGUUUGCCGCCGUCAACAUCGCGAAGUACGAGGUUACCGAGGAUUUCGAAUCCAGAAGAGAACGGAUUCCGAGUACCGGUAUCGUCGUGGUCGCAACCGACGCAAGCCGAAUAGGAGAAUCGAUUAAUUUUGCCAAGCUUUUACUACGGUCCGGGGAGGCCAUUUUAAUACAGUAUGAGUUAUUACCCAAACCAGAUGGCUUUAGGGAACCUAACGAAGAAGAAUAAUACCGUAGAUAUUUUUAGCAUUGUUAUGUCUGUGUGAACCUACACCAAACAUACACCCAACUCCUUUUCCAUCGUUUUUUUUAGCGGUUUAUUUUUGCCAGACCCAAUAAGGGCCAGUAUUUUAUCUUCUAAUGACUGAGUCAAUGACUGAGUCAGUGACCGAGUCACUGACCGAGUCAGUGACCGAGUCAAUGACUGAGUCAAGACUGAGUCAAUGACUGAGUCAAUGACUGAGACAAUGACUGGGUCAAUGACUGAGUCAAUGACGUACUGAGUCAAUGACUGAGUCAGUGACUGAGUCUGUGACAGAGUCAGUUACUAAGACAGUGACUAAGACAGUGACUGAGUCAGUGAAUGAGUCAAUGACUGACUCAAUGUCUGAGUCGAUGACUGAGUCUAUGACUGAGUCAAUGACUGAUGAGUGACUGAUUCAAGCCUUGUCUUGAAUGGACAUUUAUUGCUCCGGAAUGCGGCUUUUUGUCCUGCAUAACGUGUUUCUCACAUAAUUGCAGCCGUGUAUAGGCCUAUAUAGGAUGUAUACAAACGUUUUUACCAUUCUCUCCGUAAAUAUUAACGUAAUGUGGAUAUUUGCGACCUAAACCUUUGAUAUAAUGUUUGUAAACAACACGAAGCGCUAUACAUUCAGGCAAUUUCCCAAUGGAAGGACACAUUUUAUUGAUUUAAUUUAAUAUUAAAAUGAGAGAAAAAAAGUUUAAUCAGACCAUCAGACCAUUCAGAAUACAUCGAGGUGCAUGUAUAGGCCUACAAUGAUUAUUAUAAUAUGUAAGCAUGUACCUACAUCUCAUUGAAGAACAGUGCAUGUAUACUUAUACUUGGACAUGAGAACAUGAAAUAAAAUAGCAAUUUGUAUUGUACAGG